AUGGCUCUCAAUUCUCGCUCCCUUUCCCUCAUAAUCCUCCCGAUUCUUGUCGCUUCCAUUUCUAUCGAAGUCUCCGCCGCUGCGGGCGGCGGAAGAGGUCCCAUUCUUGGUGGUUAUGAGCCAAUUGAUAACCCUAAUGACCCUACGGUCAUCGAAAUUGCAAAAUUCGCGGUGGCUGAGCACAAUAAGGAAGCCAAAUCCAACUUGAAGUUUCAAAAGGUCGUCAAGGGGGAAUCACAGGUCGUUGCUGGCAUUAAUUACAGGCUUGUUAUCUCCGCCGUGGAUGGAGCCGCAGUGCAGAAUUAUCUGGCCGUUGUUUACGAAAAGCCAUGGCAGAAUUUCAAAAACCUAACUUCCUUCGAAAAAUUUUCAGGUUAA
Molecule: messenger RNA, 378 nt
Organism: Fraxinus pennsylvanica
Lineage: Eukaryota; Viridiplantae; Streptophyta; Magnoliopsida; Lamiales; Oleaceae
Source: the annotation of a GenBank genome assembly